Molecule: messenger RNA, 996 nt
Organism: Coccomyxa subellipsoidea C-169
Lineage: Eukaryota; Viridiplantae; Chlorophyta; Trebouxiophyceae; Coccomyxaceae
Product: Mnt1 protein
Exons: 7
Biological process (GO): protein N-linked glycosylation; cell wall mannoprotein biosynthetic process
Cellular component (GO): membrane; Golgi apparatus
Molecular function (GO): alpha-1,2-mannosyltransferase activity
Source: RefSeq, a predicted model, not a curated record
AGAGCGCGCGCUGCGAUUGUGGUAUUAGCGCAAGACAGCGACUGCGAUGGCGUGCUGCGGAGCAUGGCGCACAUGGAGGCCCGCUUCAACGCCAAGUUUGGCUACCCCUAUGUCUUCCUCAACAACGAGCCCUUUGGCGCAGACUUCAUCAACAGGACAUCGGCAGCCACGGCGGCGCGAACGCUGCACGGUGAAAUCCCCCCAGCGCAUUGGGGCUACCCUGCCUUUGUCGACCCCGCGGCGGCUGCGGCGGCGCGGCGGGAGAUGCGGCGGCGAGGGGUCCUGUACGGGGACAGGGAAUCGUACCACCACAUCGGCUUCUUUCAUUUUCAUCCGCUGCUGCGCGAGUUUGAUUUCUACUGGCGCAUGGAGCCGGAUGUGCACUACUACUGCGACCUGGACUAUGACCCCUUCCUCUACAUGCAGGAAAAGAGCAUCAAAUACGGCUUUGUGAUCACAAUAGAGGAGCUGGCUGCCACAAUUCCUUCCCUCUGGGCCACAACACAGGCCUUCAUCGACGCGCACCCCGGCUCAAUUCCAGCCGCAAACCUGCUAGACUUUGUGCGUGCCCCAAACGGCGAGUACAAUCUUUGCCAUUUCUGGUCCAAUUUUGAGCUAGGAGACCUGAAUUUCUUCCGGUCCAAGGUCUACAUGAGCUACUUUGACUACCUUGACAGGACCGGUGGCUUUUUCUUUGAGCGGUGGGGGGAUGCGCCAGUGCACUCCCUGGCGGCGGCCAUGUUCCUGAACAGCACAGAGGUGCAUUUUUUCCAGGACAUCGGGUACCGCCACAACAGCUACAAGCACUGCCCGGCCGUGCGGCGCAACAACUGCGCAUGCGAUGCAGUGGAGGCAGUCGCAUUCCACAGCCCCUCCUUUGGAGUCUGCCACCGGCGCUGGGAGGACUUCCUGGCCAAGGAGGCAGCCGCCCGACCGCCCAACAGCACAGAUCUGAAGCGGAGCCAGCCGCGAAUUCCAGUGUGGCGAUCGGGAUAA